Messenger RNA from Aspergillus brunneoviolaceus CBS 621.78, 688 nucleotides. RefSeq lists its product as uncharacterized. The record is from RefSeq and is a predicted model, not a curated record. Bases 457 to 639 code for a protein of 60 amino acids. Lineage: Eukaryota; Fungi; Ascomycota; Eurotiomycetes; Eurotiales; Aspergillaceae. The transcript has a single exon.
CAUACACCUUCGCCAUGCGAGAAACCCUCUGGGAGACGCUCUCCUCGGACCCAGUCUGGAAACAAAAAGCCUUCGAUACUAACAUAACCACCCGGAACAAGAGCUUCUCGGUGCCGCGGCACAACAACUACCCGGUGCGAGAGCGCCUCCCUCCAUCCCCAUCAAUCCGGAGCAACCCCUGAAGCCAUUCAUCAUUGUCGAAAUUGGCGGUCCAGGGAGUGGACAUCCAGCGGUUCGCGACGAUAUUCCCCGACGUGCCAUGGGACUGAUACUCGAGGAUCUCCGGGAGACGGUGAACGGGAUCCCUUCGGGGCUCGUCUCGAGAAUUCGACCAAUGGUGUAUAAUUGUUUUACGCCGCAGCCAGUCAAAGGUAAGAGUUGAAUCUGCCUUGCUUCUGAUCGGCUUCGAGUUUUGUUUCCGAUUCCCUGCUUUCUACUUAUCUUCUCAAAAUAUCCAUGGGAGAAAUUCCAGGAGCGGACCUCUAUUACCUCAAAUCGAUCCUGCACAAUUGGAACGACGAAGCAGCCCGAGUCCGAGGCGGCAGUGGGGAGUUACUGGUCCGGGUGGCGGUGUGGCCCGGGGAGGGAGCCGAUCCGCAAUGCGUGAUUGAGAGUUGUUUGGUGGAGUCUGAGGCAUGAGUGUAGGGUUUGGCUGUAGGAAGUUUCAUUCACAUCCGGUUCUGCUCAG